AUGGAUUUCGACAGUCUUGCGAGAAGAGAUCUUCAGUUUUUCUGUAAGAAGAACAAAAUCCAAGCGAAUAUGACCAAUAUCGCCAUGGCUGAUGCUCUCAAAGCUCUUGAGAUUGUUGAAGGUAUUGAUGAGUAUCUGAAUCAAUCCGAGUCCACUUUUGACCAAUCUCCAACCAGUGUAGCGAAGAAUUUGCCGAGUGCUGCUCGUACUGCAGCCAGAACAACUCGAAGAAAGCCCACUAAAGAUGAAACUCAGUCAUCAGAAUUGGUGACUCGGUCUUGCUAUGUGACGAGCAAGUCCCUCGCUGGAGAAAUGGAGCAAGAAAACAGAAAUGCGAACCUGCUUCAGGAUCCAUCAGGACCUCAAAGCCGUAGAAGAGCAGCAGCUAACUCGGUUGCUAUGACGUUGGAGGUUACAGAUAUUGAGCCUGAAGCUAAUGUGAUCAAAACUCCAGCGGCGAGAAGCACGAGAAGGGCUCAGGCAGCUGCAUCUUCCAAGAAGGAAGAGUCGGUCCAGCGGGUGUACAGCACUAGAAGGUCAGUCAAAUUGUUAGAAGAAUACAUGGCUGACCUGAGUUUGAAGACUAAGGAAUCCAUAAAUGUACCGAAGAAGGACGAAGAUUCACCAGCAGGUUCCAAACUCGAGGCGAAAUCAGAUGGCAACUCUAAAAGAACCGAGGAGGCUGAAGUUAUCUCGGUGAGAGACUUAAACGAUUCGUUGGAGAAGGAAUGGGAUGGUUCGAAGAAUGAUCCAGAUCUUGAUAUAUUGUAUGGUGAUCUUGGCGAUAUCACUUUCUUUGAUGCAAACACCACUAAAGAACAACUGAAUGGAAUAGAGUCCAACACGGUUCCAGCUUCUGAUAGUUUUGUUCUAGUCCAAGGACAAGAAACAUCGCAGGAGGAUGAUUUUGUAGUUGUAGACCAUGCUGCUUUUACCACCAUGAACAUUGUGGCUUGCAACAAAGAAUCAGAGUCUGAACAAAUGAAGAAUGAUUCCGAAUCUGAUUCAGAGGAAACCGAGUAUGAAACUGAUCCAUGGGAGCAUAACGAUUCAGGAGUUGUUGAUGACUCAAACCAAGAGGCUUUUGAGUCUAAAGUCUCUACGAGUGAUGAUGUGAGUAAGGUAGACUCUGUCCCUACAGUUCUGGUUGCUGAUGAAUCGAAAGAACUCGACUCAGAAGAAAGCAGCGAGCCAGAGGAAGAAGAGAUUCGCAUGUCUGAUGAAUUCGUUGAUGAUAACGAAUCAGAGGUGUCUCAAGUUUCAGACAUGAAGAAGGCUCAAGCUUCUUCUCCGCCUCUUGCUGAGAAAGAUCACGAAUCAGACAGCGAUGAGUGGUCCGAUUUUGAGAUAGACGAGAUAGAUGAAAACAGUUUCGGAUCUGAAGAACUGGUUGAUUCUGAAUCGGAAGCGGCUCCUGUUUCAGACAAGAAGAAGACUCCAACUUGUCCAUUAGAAGCAGAAUCAAUGGCUCUUGUUGCAGACGACAACAAGAACAAGGAGAAUGUUGAGGAGAUGGUUCUUCUUAACAACAAUGGCGAGAGAAAAGCAGAGGCCGAGGCUGAGGCAAAGAAGAUCGAUGAAGAGAGACUUAAAGAUGUAAGCAUGAGGCAACUAACGAAGAUGGUGAAAGAACUUGCUCUUAAGAGCAAGAGCAGGCCACAACACAAGUACUUAGACUAG
Messenger RNA from Arabis nemorensis, 1680 nucleotides. The record is from the annotation of a GenBank genome assembly. NCBI's taxonomy places the organism in Eukaryota, Viridiplantae, Streptophyta, Magnoliopsida, Brassicales, Brassicaceae.